Strongylus vulgaris is the source of this 522-nucleotide messenger RNA. The record is from the annotation of a GenBank genome assembly. Lineage: Eukaryota; Metazoa; Nematoda; Chromadorea; Rhabditida; Strongylidae.
UGUGCACUCGAAAUCUCUAUGCAGCAUGAAAACAGCCUUAUCAUUAAUUUAAAAUUCUUGAAACUGCAUAUUUUCUAGUGUAGUUCGUAUUUAAGACGUUCUGCUGAAUGGUCGAGUCGAAUACAGUGUGAAAUUUUUUGGUUCGCAAGAAGUAAAAGAAGCGAAGGGGACUGAAGUAAUUCGAGACGCUAUCCAUGCUAUUCAAUUCCAAAAUGGCCUGAAACGGUUUGAAUCCACACAGUCUGGCAAUAAACUUCAAAAAGUUGACAUUCAAAUAAACGUUGAAGGAGUUACAAUAGUAGAUUCGAAGACAAAAAUGGCUCUCCAUCGAUAUCCUCUUCAAAAAAUCUCUUUUUGUGCCGAUGAUAAGCAGGAUAAAAGAAUAUUUUCGUUCAUCACAAAGUCGGAAGCCGACCCAUUAAGACACGAAUGCUUUGUUUUCCUAAGUGACAAAAUGGCCGAACAAAUAACGCUGACAGUAGGAGAAGCGUUUGACUUAGCUUAUAAGAACAUCGGUUAGCA